Molecule: messenger RNA, 1033 nt
Organism: Asterias rubens (European starfish)
Lineage: Eukaryota; Metazoa; Echinodermata; Asteroidea; Forcipulatida; Asteriidae
Product: apolipoprotein D-like
Exons: 3
Coding region: 183-710 (175 amino acids)
Biological process (GO): brain development; lipid transport; tissue regeneration
Molecular function (GO): lipid binding
Source: RefSeq, a predicted model, not a curated record
UGGCUGUUCGCUAUGUACAAGGAUGUGCACUUUACCGUCUCGGCAUGCUCGCUCGGUGUAAACUUGAACUUUAAUGAGUUGCAGCGUUUUCACUGGAAGGUUAUGGUCCCCACCUUGAUAAAGACCUACUUGUACGUGGACAUACUUGUAGACAAUUGGUGAAUGUUCUGGACAAUUGAUGAAUGUUCUGCAGAAUUAUUGAAAUGUUCUGGAAAUUGGUGAGUGUUGCUGGAAGUCGCACUGAGCAAGAACAUCUUAUGGCGUCUGGCAGAUGGUUUGAGAUCCUUCGCUUCGAGAAUACUAGAUUCGAGGAGGGUUCUCGAUGUAUCCAUGCCGAGUAUUCAGCAGGAGACGACGGUCAAGUUAAGGUAGUGAACUCCGCCAUAGACGAGGCUACCGGAGAGCCAAACUCAGUCGAAGGGUACGCUUAUGCACCAAAUCCUGAGGUACCAGCCAAGCUGAAAGUACAGUUCGGAGAGUCAUUCUUUGCUGGAAAUUACUGGGUGCUCGACACCGACUACGAAACGUUCUCCAUGGUGCACUCCUGCACUGGGCUCUUCUUCUUCAACUUCCAAAUCAACUGGCUUCUCAGCCCAACCCAGACCCUCGAGACUGGCGGCGUGCAAGACGCCUUGAGAAAGUUUGAAGACGCUGGGAUUGAUGUCUCUCGUUUCAUCGAGUCUAACCAGAGAGGAUGUCCUGAGUUCUAGAUUUUAUCAAACAUACUUUUGUCCAUCCUUUAUGGCUAAACUGACGGAGUUGACGGAACGAUCCAAUGAAAGUACAGGCCAAAUUAAAAUCUAGACCAAAAGAAUAUAUUGAACAAGUUAAGAUGCAAUUAUAAGAAGGUCUACAUGUAACUAUUAUCUGAAAAGCCUCAAGACCGGUUCAUAUGUCAUGCGAAUGCUAUAAGUCUUUUUUAGACAUGGCGGACUUAAUGCUACAACACUAUAAUACUGGGGUAAUUGGGUGUUUAUACACCAAAACCAAAUACUAUAGGGUGCGUUCGUUUAGCUUCCCUGGCGUCGACCCC